Lepisosteus oculatus (spotted gar) is the source of this 2510-nucleotide messenger RNA. RefSeq names its product fibromodulin a (gene fmoda). NCBI's taxonomy places the organism in Eukaryota, Metazoa, Chordata, Actinopteri, Semionotiformes, Lepisosteidae. Gene Ontology annotation, molecular function: protein binding. The record is from RefSeq and is a predicted model, not a curated record.
UGCCAUUACAGUGCACGUUUACCUAACCUGUUUUGCAGAUGGGAUUAAUACUGGCUCUAGGUCAUACAAAACAGCCAGCCUAUGCUAAUAGCUAAGGAUCACUGAUGGAACAAGGAAGCCUGCAGUAAUUGGACAGGUUGAAAAAAAAGGCUACUCCAGAGAAGGUAUUUACAAACUGUUAUACAUCUUUAGCACUCAGACCCAGAAAGAAAGCCACAGGCAGAGACGGGACAGCGAAGGACUGCAUUUUUUUAUCCAGCUCUUGCUCCAUUUCCUGGGCUGAGUACUAACUGCAAGAAUGAGACUGGCUGCACUCCUGCUAGCGACGGGGCUGUAUGGACUAACUCUGUGCCAGAACCAAGACAACUUCUUCUGGUUGUCGUACCUGCGCGAACGCUGGGCUGGCUACAAUUCCUUCAGAGGGCAGGACUCCGUGGGCUCCCCGGGCAGAGAGUGCCCACUGGAGUGUGACUGCCUUCCCAGUUUCCCCAUCGCCAUGUACUGCGACAGCCGCAAACUGGGGCACGUCCCCUUCGUGCCGUCCCGGAUGAAGUACAUCUACUUCCAGAACAACCAGAUCACUUCGAUUCAGGAUGGGGUGUUCGACAACGCCACCGAUCUGGCCUGGAUCAUGCUGCACCGGAAUCUGCUCAGCACGGACAACUUAGGGGCAAAAGUCUUCUCCAACCUGCUGCAGCUGGACAGGCUGUACCUGGACCACAACAACCUGACACGAGUGCCCCAGGGACUGCCCAGGUCACUCAGGGACCUCCGGUUGUCCAACAACAGGAUCAGCAAGAUCCAGCCCGCUUCUUUCGAGGGGAUGGCCAACCUGAGUGUGCUGCUCCUCAACGAUAACUCGAUUGAAGAGGUCGGGGGAGCCUUGAAGGGGCUGACAUCUCUGUUGCUCCUGGACAUCAGCAACAACAAGCUUAAGAAGCUCCCCGACAGCCUGCCCGAGGGGCUGCAGCAGCUCUACCUGGAGUUCAACGGCAUCGGCUCCAUCCCCAGCGACUUCUUCCAAAGGUUUGCCAAGCUGCAGUACAUCCGCCUCUCCAAUAACAAGCUCACGGACGAGGGCAUUCCCUCCAACACCUUCAACUUCAGCAGCCUGAUCGAGCUUGACCUGUCGUAUAACAAGCUGCAGAAAAUCCCCCCUGUCAGCACCAGCUUGGAAAACCUCUACUUGCAUGCCAAUCAAAUCAAAGAGUUCUCCGUCAGCAGCUUCUGCUCGGUGAUCGACAUCAUGAACUUCUCCCAGCUGCGCGUGCUGAGGCUGGACGGCAACGAGCUCGCGGAGGGCGCGGUGCCCGCCGAGGCGGCCCUCUGCCUCCGCCUGGCCGCUAUCAUCGACCUCUAGCAGCUCGGAGCUCCUACCAGGACAGCGGGAGGACGGGAGCGGGCCAGCCUCGCCCACAGCAACCGGCAAUUUCAAGGAAACGAUGGGUUUGUCAAAUCCCUACCACACAACAAAAAAAAAAAACCACCAUGUAAGCAAGAUUAGACCUUUGUUAAAGUGUCAAUCUCUGCUUUAGCAUUGCAAGCAUUCAAAUAAAAUAGUGUGAAUGACAGGGACACCCAGCCUGAGGCCCUUCCAAAGCACUCCUCCGGUGAAUCUCACAACGAGCACUCCUGUGCCUGACUGUUCGCAGCAUCAGUCUGACAGACAAAGACGACAGUUUCCACUAAGGUGCCUUGCAAGGCUUUGGUGCUUGAAGGAAUACUCUAAAGUCAUCUUUAAUAUUUUUUAUUUUCUUUGUCAAUUUUCUGUUGUAUUUGUUGUUACCCAUAAAAUUAACUGGAUUAUCACCAAUUCUUUUAGUUAAGAUGUAGGCCAGAGUGUUUCCCAGGACUUCACUCCAUACGGUGAGUGAGAGUUACAGUCUACAGAAAGCAAUCCAACCAGUUUUUGUUUUAUUUGCUCUGCAUUUUCAUGACAUAUAUAGAAUUCCGGGUCAUCAUGCCGACCUCUGACCUCUGACCUCACCCUCUGAGUCUCCGUAUAAGAUCUCCAGAGCUACAUUCUCAACAACAUCUUUGGCCCAGAACACUUCUGCAAGGGGAGAAAUGGGAAAUAGGUACACAGCAACAAUGCAUAUUGAGUUUCCUUUAUCAAACGCUGGAAACAUUAAUAUGAAUGAUAAGUUAUUAAACACCAUUCCGGGUACUUAUUCAUGGCAAGCAUUCAUAGUAUUUGCUUCAGGAGAGAUUCCUUGGGCCAGUCUGACUACUUCCUAACCUUUAAAGACACUGAAUACCUAAUCUCAUUUGUAACUUAUUUUCCAAUGUUUAAAAAAACAUUUGCGAGACCUAAAUUAAAAAUACUAUGUGUCUGAAAUGUUCUAUUCCAGGUUAAUUAAGUCCGUUUAAUCAAAUAUUAUAUUGUCCUGUUAUUGCAAGCCUCAUUAGCUUACAUAUAUUUAAAUGAUAUUUUAAUAUUACUUAUUUAUCCCACCGAACAAACUGCAUAGGUAUUGCAUGCUUAUGAAACAUGUUAAAUGCCUUCAAGA